UGAGCGUCCCGGUGCCAUUGCCCGUUGCCAAAUGUAAUGCGAUCGUCGUCGGAUUGCACGUCCGUGUGAACGGGACACCAUGGCACCGAUGCUAUUACCCUUCCGUAGACUCAUGAUAAAAUGGAUUAUUUAUUUUUUCAUACGCGAUCACCAAGUCCGCGGCCACCACGUACACCCGCCAUGAUCCGUGGACCGUGAUUACCGGACAAGCUGCCUUAUCAUUGUUUUUGGCAGCAAUUAACUUUUUCCGUUUUAUCAAGCGCCAAUAUUCCGACGGGAAUUCCAAAAAAAAAAAAAAAAAAUCACCAUGCGUUCGCGUCUCCGCGGUGAACACCAAUUGGACCGCCGCGGACAUGGACCGUAGUCUGUCGUUUUCGAUCACCGCUCGAUUUCUGUUACAUUUUUUUUUUUCUUUUCGAAACUACACUCGAACCAGAGAUGGAUUUUUCGCACAAUCGUUCGCUGCGGUCCAAAUGUAUUUUCUGCAACGAAUCAGAUGUCGCCUGAUCAACCCGUCUUUCGACGGCCCAUGUACGUUUUAUUGAAUUUCGUACCUAUUUUCAUAAGCGUCCGUCAUGUCCGACGCGUGGCAAGAGACUAGAGCAGUGUUGAGCAAACGAAAUUCGAUGCGCGAAAAACUCCAGAAAAGAAAAAUCGAAUGGCAAGUUAUUCUGAAUAAGACCACCGACAAUAUUGUUACUAGAGAAUCGUUAUUACCCAGCAAGAGUAUUGUAGAGAAUGAAUCAGAUUUUGAUUGGAGCAAAGUUGGUGGCGAACGUGUGCUACUUGAAACACUCGUUAAUAUGUCUUUCAAUCUUCCAAUCACAUCUCAUCAAUUACUAAAUGAUCUUUUGCAGAAACAGUCUACUUAUAUAUCACAUUCGUCUGUUGUUAAUUUACUUAAUAAAUUCGCUGCACAGAAUCUCAUUCAAUUUAAAGAAAUUACCAUAGAUGGUCAGAUUGGUUUGGAAAUAAUAACAGCUGAACAUGCAAAAUUGCUCGCAAUGAUAAACGAUUUAUCAUCAGAGAUUGAUACAAGCAUACAUCUUGAAGAGUCCCGUUUGCAGAUUGAAGAUAAAAUUAAACAACUAGAAUAUGAAGAUUUUGAUGAAUGUCAACAGAAUGUAAAAGUAAGAAAGUUAACUAAUGAUUUUAAAAAUUCUGUUGAAUCUGACGAUGACAUUAUGUCUCUUAUUUCAAUGCCAUCUGCUCGAGAAAAAGAAAUAAAAAAAGCUAGUGAAGAAAUAAUGGAACUACUUAGCAAACCAACAGUUAAAGAAAAAUCACUUGCUGAAAAAUUCCGGUCCAAAGGAGGAACGCAUGUUAUGGAAUUUUGUCCACAUGGUACUCGGUCAGAUUGUAUGGAAGGACAUGUCUGUAAAAAACUUCAUUUCAAAAAAAAUAUUCAAAUGCAUACUGAUGAAUCUUUAGGUGAUUGUUCAUUUUUAAACACAUGUUUUCACAUGGAUACUUGUAAAUAUGUUCAUUACGAAGUGGAUGGUGUCACUAGUAAAGUAAAUUUAGUUAAAGCUUUAAAUAAUUUUCCAUCAAAAAAAGGAUUGGUUGAUGAUAAAAACGAAUUACUACCUUGUCAAUGGAUACAGUGCGAUUUGAGAUUUAUGGAUUUCACAUUCUUAGGAAAAUUUGCUGUAAUUAUGGCUGAUCCACCAUGGGAUAUUCAUAUGGAACUUCCUUACGGUACAUUAUCUGAUGAUGAAAUGCGACGAUUGGGUAUUCCACAGUUGCAAGACGAAGGACUGAUAUUUUUAUGGGUUACUGGACGGGCUAUGGAGCUUGGUAGGGAAUGUUUAAAAUUAUGGGGUUAUGAAAGAGUAGACGAAAUAAUUUGGGUAAAGACUAAUCAAUUACAAAGAAUCAUAAGAACUGGUAGAACAGGUCACUGGCUCAAUCAUGGCAAAGAACAUUGUCUAGUUGGCAUGAAAGGCAACCCUACCAACUUGAACCGUGGUUUAGAUUGCGAUGUGGUUGUUGCCGAGGUACGUGACACUAGUCACAAACCUGAUGAAAUAUAUGGUAUUAUAGAACGACUUUCACCUGGUACUAGAAAAAUUGAGUUAUUUGGACGUGCACAUAACAUUCAACCCAAUUGGAUUACACUUGGAAAUCAAGUGGAAGGAAUCAGGUUAACCGAUCAAGAUCUCAUUGAAAAAUUUAAAAAAGCAUAUCCAUCUGGAAAUUGUUUAUCAACAAUGGCUACAUCAAAAAGAAAUACAUAAGGAUCAGUACAGAUAGUUUUUAGGUUCUUCGGUGGGUUGUCCACAAACACCGUGAUACUGUUUGCUGACCAACGAGCGGGACCGGCAA
Messenger RNA from Sipha flava (yellow sugarcane aphid), 2325 nucleotides. RefSeq names its product N6-adenosine-methyltransferase subunit METTL3 (gene Mettl3). Lineage: Eukaryota; Metazoa; Arthropoda; Insecta; Hemiptera; Aphididae. Gene Ontology annotation, molecular function: mRNA (2'-O-methyladenosine-N6-)-methyltransferase activity; mRNA m(6)A methyltransferase activity. The transcript has 12 exons. Gene Ontology annotation, cellular component: nucleus; RNA N6-methyladenosine methyltransferase complex. The record is from RefSeq and is a predicted model, not a curated record. Bases 576 to 2237 code for a protein of 553 amino acids.